CUUGAUUUGGUGUAUAUUGGAAAGAAAGAACCAGGAACUAAUUACUCCAAACCAUCUAGCAGAUGAUUAAGACAUCACACUCCUCAAUCUUACACUCUCCCACUGGUCUUGCACAAUCUCCCCAAUUCUUCGCUUCCAGCGCUGAAAAAUGUUAGGGCGAAAUCCCUAUUUGAAUUCCAAGAGCUUCGUGUACCCGAAGUGCUGAAAAACGUGACGAGCCCACGAGCCCUGCUACCUGACUUGCUCUCAGCUUGGAGAACCUUGAGCUUCCAAUAAAUCAGUGCUUCAACAUUUUAAUUUGUGGGUCAAAUAACAAAAGCAUCUCAGUUGAAAAAAUUUAUUGGCCAUGGCUGAUUUUUUGACCUCUACCCACCGAGCCAAGUGGAUUUUCUCUCCUCAACAGCUGGAUGAGAAAUAUAGAGCUGCUAAUCAGAGAGCCAAACAAGUUCUAGAGAAGAAUUCCUCUGAUCAGCAAUUGCAACUGUCUGCUAUUGCGAACACUAUGGGUGUCAUGGCUGCAGCCUGUGUCAUGCAUCCUCGAGUCAUCUCUGGUGGUUCUCCGGCCAAUUGAAUUGAGUUGCAUUUUGCAAAUUUGUAUGCCUUUGUGGAGCAACUCUAAUGGAAGUCGAUGUUGAUGGGUCGUUGUCAUAUCUUGAACCCCAGAUGACUGCAAAGGACGGUGCUGAAAAGCAUUCUCGGACAAAACCUCUUAGUAUUGAAGAAGAACAAUGUAUAAGGGUAUUUUAUGAAAACAAGUUACAAGAAGUAUGUAACAAUUUCCGCUUCCCUCAUAAGAUCCAGGCAACAGCCCUUAUCUAUUUUAAAAGAUUCUAUCUGCAAUGGUCGGUGAUGGAACAUCAACCAAAACAUAUUAUGUUGACCUGCAUAUAUGCUGCUUGUAAGAUAGAAGAGAAUCACGUGUCAGCUGAAGAGCUUGGUAAAGGGAUUUCACAGGAUCAUCAAAUGAUUCUCAACAAUGAGAUGAUAGUUUAUCAGAGUUUGGAAUUUGAUCUUAUUGUUUAUGCACCAUAUCGCUCAGUUGAAGGUUUUAUAAAUGACAUGGAGGAAUUCUGCAAUGCUGGUGAUGAUCAGCUUCAAAUGCUCAAGACUUUGCAAAACACAGCAAGAUCAGAAGUUGAUAAAAUGAUGCUUACAGAUGCACCACUUUUAUUUCCUCCUGGGCAGUUGGCCUUGGCUGCUUUGCACAAGUCAAAUGCACUCCAUAAAGUCAUUGACUUUGAUAGUUAUCUUGAGAGCAUGUUUUCUCGCCAGAAUUCCAUGCACACAAUAUCCGAGCUUUCUGAAUCACUGCAUGGAAUUGAUUCUUUGGUUAGAAAAUACAAAGUUCCUUCUGACAAGGAAUUGAAGCAUAUCAACCGAAAACUAAAGUCUUGUUGGGGUCAUAGCUCUCAUGACGAGGGCAAGAAGAGGGAGAAGAAAUCAAAGCACAAGUCCAAAAAGAGUUCAAAUGAAGCACAAAAUAUGUCAUCUCUUUUAUAGCUAGCUAUAUAUUCAUUUUAUAUGGAUGCCAACUUUUUGGUUUCUAUUUGGAUACGAAGGAUGACGUUAUUGUCUUUAACCGAUAGAUAACGUUUUCCUCAUCCUAGAUGAUAUAGCGUCAGUGGCCAAGGAACCUUUUGAAAACUCCUUCCGCUGGCUACUUGUUAGUUUCCUUUUGCCCUCAGUUUCCGUUUGUAUAACGUGUGUGCCCAAAGGAACUUAUUGCCUCAAA
Molecule: messenger RNA, 1732 nt
Organism: Cajanus cajan (pigeon pea)
Lineage: Eukaryota; Viridiplantae; Streptophyta; Magnoliopsida; Fabales; Fabaceae
Gene: CYCH;1
Product: cyclin H;1
Biological process (GO): regulation of transcription by RNA polymerase II
Molecular function (GO): cyclin-dependent protein serine/threonine kinase regulator activity
Source: RefSeq, a predicted model, not a curated record